AUGCAUGCUGAUAUGGAGGAAGCCGCUGUUAAUGUUGAUGACACAAUCCAUGAAGAACCAAUGCAUGAAUGGGAUAGGGAUAAUCCAGAAAUGAGUGUUGGCACAUUGUAUCCCAACAUGAAGGAGUUCAGGCUAGCUGUUAGGCAGCAUGCAAUAGUUCAUGAGUUUCAGUAUGAUACUGAGCAUUCAGACAAAGACAGGUUCAGGGCUAAAUGUUCUGCUGUUGGCUGCCCAUGGAUUAUUAGGGCUAGAACCCAACAUGAUGGCAGUGUCAGGAUUCAAAUUAAUCAAGGGGACCAUAAUUGUGCAUCUACCCAAAGGGUUGUAAGCAAGAUGGCCAAUAUAAGUUGGGUGGCAGAGAGAGCAAUCCCACUUCUCAAGAGGGACCCACAGAUGGGGGCAAAAGAACUCCAAGAAGAGCUUAAUUACAAGUACCAGAUUGAGAUACCAUAUCAGACAGUGUACAAUGGUAGGCAGAGGGCAGCUGAUAAGCUUUUUGGUAAGUGGGAUGAUUCAUUUGAUUGGUUGUAUAGGUUUAAGGCUGAGAUAGAGUUGAGAUCACCUGGGAGUGUUAUAGAGAUAGCUACUAUCACUGACCCCAAUGAUGGAAAGAUUAGGUUUAGCAGAUUUUUCUGUGCAUUCAAAGCAAGUAUAGAUGGCUUUCUGAAUGGUUGCAGGCCUUACCUUAGUAUAGAUUCCACUGCACUCAAUGGGAUGUGGAAUGGUCACAUGCCAGCAGCCUUAGGUUUAGAUGGCCACAAUUGGAUGUUUCCUGUGGCAUUUGGAUUGUUUGAUUCAGAGGACAAGGAAAAUUGGAUUUGGUUUAUGGAACAACUUAGAAAGGCUAUUGGUCCCAUGGAUAAGCUAGCCAUCUGCACUGAUGCAUGUAAAGGGUUGGAAUCAUCUGUGAAGGCAGUGUUUCCACAUGCAGAGAUGAGAGAAUGCUUCAGGCACUUGAUGGAUAACAUGAAAAAAUACUACACUGGUGAUGUGUAUGAUAACAUGUGGCCUGCAGCUAGAGCCUAUUCAGCUCACAAAUUCAAGUACUUCUUUGAUAAAGUCUUGGAAGCUAGUCCAGAUGUGCAGAAAUGGCUGACACUGCACCAUCCAUUUCUUUGGGCUAGAAGUAAAUUCUCAGAUGACAUCAAGUGUGACUAUAUCAACAACAAUUUAGCAGAAGCAUGGAAUUCUUGGAUUAAAGAGCACAAAGAUCUUCCUGUGCAUUGCAUGGCAGAUGCAAUAAGAGAGAAGAUAAUGAUCUUGUUUGCCAAAAGAAGGAAGAUUUCUAGAGCUUUGCCACCUGGUAUACUACCUGGGAUUAUCCAUCAACUAAAUGCAGCAUCUAGAGGAUUAGGUCACCUAAAGAUUUCCAAGGGCCACCCAGACCAGGCUGAGGUUACAGAAGUCUACAAGGAUGAAGAAGUUAGAAGGCAUGUGGUGUACCUAUCUCAAAAAAUAUGCACAUGUAGGCAGUGGCAGAUAACUGGACAACCAUGUCCACAUGCCUUGGCUGUGAUCACUAGCACUAGGCAACCAAACAUGGGGAAGUUUGUUGACCACUACUACUCAGUGCAAAAGUUUCAAGCAGCAUAUGAUGGCAUAAUUCCAAACAUCACAGACAGGAACCAGUGGCCUGAGGUGGAGAAAGGGUUCAAACUGUACCCUCCAUGCCAGAAGAAGAGAACAUGUGGAAGACUGAGAAAAAAUAGAAUCAAGUCGGCUAGGGAGACAGGUGGUAAGGCAACUAGGCAAAAAGAGAACAAAAAAGACCAAAGCCAAGGCUGGGAGGAAAAAAAGCAAGAAAGAUACUGCUACUGA
Panicum virgatum (switchgrass) is the source of this 1818-nucleotide messenger RNA. RefSeq lists its product as uncharacterized. The coding region runs from base 1 to 1818 and encodes 605 amino acids. The record is from RefSeq and is a predicted model, not a curated record. Gene Ontology annotation, molecular function: transposase activity; zinc ion binding; DNA binding. The transcript is spliced from 3 exons. Lineage: Eukaryota; Viridiplantae; Streptophyta; Magnoliopsida; Poales; Poaceae. Gene Ontology annotation, biological process: DNA transposition.